CAAAACGAAGAGUGCUGUAGAACUGUUCUUCACCAUCAAAGCCACGUCACCAGAUCUCCUCAACAACAGAGACCCGACGUCGCCACAGCUGCAGAAGGCCUUGAAAAUUGUAAAUCUAGCACAGCUCCGUAUGUCAGGCAACCGGUUCCUCUGGGUGUGGCAACUGAAUGACCCGGGGCUAGAAAACUUCGACUACCUCCAAGACGCGAGGCUGUUCUUCCUGACCACAGACGCGUGGCUCCUCAACGAGGAGGCUUUGGAAGAAGAGGAUAUAGUGAUCAUGGACGUAAAGGACAUCUCGCUGAGGAUCCUUACCAAGUUCAACCUGUCAAUAGCGAGGACGCUAUCGAAGUAUCAACAGGAUGCAAUACCAAUUCGACUGAAGCAAGUUCACGUAGUGAACGCUCCGUCGUUCAUAGACAAAGUCUAUGGUCUCGUCAAACCAUUCCUCAAGCAAGGCAUGACAGACAUGAUGCCGCAAGAUACAAACCACGAUUUGGUAGCCAUCAGGGAUUGGCUCGCAAAGGAGCCGUACUUACCACAAGACCUUGAUGACUUCAUGAUCAAGAAGUUCCUUCAUAGCUGCUACGGGAGCCUAGAAAAGACCAAGAAAUGUAUCGAAAAGUUCUGCACUACCCGGUCCAGUUUGACAGAACUCUACACCAACAGGGACCCUACGUCUGUCAAGAUGAAGACUGCAUUUUCAAUCACCUCAGUAGUCACAUACAAGGCGGGAGCGGAUGAGAUCCUGAUCCAUCAACUGGACGACCCACCCCUCGAAAAAUUCUCCUUCUACGACAUUCUGAAGGCGUUCACCCUCCAAGCGGACUAUUGGUUGAAGGUCCACGACUUCUUCCCUGAGGGACACAUCAUCGUCCUGGACAUAAAGGACUACUCGUUGAGGAUCAUCCCCAAAGUCAAUGUCAUGUACUUCAGGGAUUUCCUCAUUUAUUUACUGGAAGGCAUGCCUGUUCGAGUGAAGCAAGUGCACGCGGUGAACUGCCCGUCGUACUACGAAAAGCUGUAUGCGCUAGUCAAACCCGCCCUGCCUGCGGAAAUUUGCAAUAUCAUAACCUUCCACUCCAACGUGCAAAGCCUGCAGAAAUCGGUAGACAAGAAAUACUUACCAGCCGAGUAUGGUGGCGAUGCUCAAAGUAUGAAGGAACAGCAUCAGUUCUGGAUCAGCAAGAUUGAAGAAGAGAGGAAAAUGUUCCUAAACGACGGGAUGUGGAAAGCUGACCUGAAACUGAAACCGAAAAGCAACGCAGUUGAAAACGUCAUGAACGGAUCCUUCAGGACUUUGUCCAUUGAUUAAUAAGAUUCAAUAAGUAUUUUACAUCUAGUAGGAAAUAUUUGUACCUUUUGUAUUUUUAUUUUAGCUCAUGUUUUUAUUGUAAGUUAAUUAUUUUAUAAAGAGUAGAAUAAUAAAAGUGGUUGUAAGUGA
Messenger RNA from Ostrinia nubilalis (European corn borer), 1444 nucleotides. RefSeq names its product alpha-tocopherol transfer protein-like. The coding region runs from base 131 to 1315 and encodes 394 amino acids. Gene Ontology annotation, molecular function: phosphatidylinositol bisphosphate binding. Gene Ontology annotation, cellular component: membrane. The record is from RefSeq and is a predicted model, not a curated record. Lineage: Eukaryota; Metazoa; Arthropoda; Insecta; Lepidoptera; Crambidae. The transcript is spliced from 9 exons.